Molecule: messenger RNA, 3615 nt
Organism: Stomoxys calcitrans (stable fly)
Lineage: Eukaryota; Metazoa; Arthropoda; Insecta; Diptera; Muscidae
Gene: NKCC
Product: bumetanide-sensitive sodium-(potassium)-chloride cotransporter
Exons: 11
Coding region: 232-3438 (1068 amino acids)
Biological process (GO): sodium ion homeostasis; potassium ion homeostasis; chloride ion homeostasis
Cellular component (GO): membrane
Molecular function (GO): sodium:potassium:chloride symporter activity
Source: RefSeq, a predicted model, not a curated record
UAGACCUUAACGGAUUUUGCAAACGUCUACAACGUCAGUCCAUAACGUAACGGAAGUGGCAAACGAAACGGAUACGGAAAUAACCGAAAUACAAUAAAAUCGGAAUAUUUUUUAUCAUUUAAAAAUGCAUAGAAAUUAAAAAAAAAAUAAAUAAAAAAUUGAAUAAAAAAAAACAAUUUAAAUCCUUAGGGAUACAAAAAUAUUUUGUCGAAAGAUAAGAAAACAAAAACCAUGGCCGAUCGCUUUCAAAUUUCCAAAGUGAACGGUGGUGAUUUUGAACCCACCAAUAUCACCACCAUCUGUGAAAAUAGUAGUGAUCCAAAUUCUAAUAAUAACAAUGGUGCCAGUUCUCCACCACCACAAACCACCCCCCAUUAUCAACAACAUCCUGCACCGCGUAAAAGCUCUCGCAUAUCCUUUCGGGGAUUUGGCAGUAUUUUUUCCAAAGACAAAGAGGAUCGAAAAUACAGUUUAGGCCAGUUGACACAAGAUUCCGCACCACGCUUGGAUUUCUAUAGACUGUCGAUGAGAAAUCAAAAGCGUCCAUCCAUAGGCGAACUACAAUGUGAACCAAUAGAAGAGCAUGAGGCAAUUCACAUGCCUGAACCUCCGCCAGGCCCAAGUGGACAUGCAAUAAAACUGGGAUGGAUUGUUGGUGUUAUGAUACCCUGCCUCCUUAACAUAUGGGGUGUAAUGUUGUUCUUACGUCUCAGUUGGGUCGUGGCACAAUCGGGUAUUCUGCAAACUCUCAUUAUUAUUGGCAUAUCUUCUGUUGUUUGUGUAAUUACAACGCUUUCGCUAUCAGCCAUCAGUACUAAUGGCGAAGUAAAGGGUGGAGGUGUAUAUUUUAUAAUCUCUCGAUCACUGGGUCCUGAGUUCGGUGCGUCUGUGGGUGUGGUAUUUGCCUUUGCCAAUGCUGUAGCAGCUUCCAUGAAUACCAUUGGUUUUUGUGACUCUCUAAAUGAUUUAUUGAAAUCAAAUGGCUUGAAAAUCAUAGACAAUGACAUUAAUGAUGUCCGCAUUGUGGGAGUGAUAACAAUCUGUGUAUUAGUUCUUAUUUGCUGUGUCGGUAUGGAGUGGGAAACCAAGGCCCAAAAUUUCCUGGUGGUCACCAUUGUCUUGGCCAUUUUUAAUUUUCUCAUUGGAGCUGCAGUCGGACCCCGUGGAGAUGCUGAAAGUAUUUCUAAGGGCUUUGUAGGCUUUUCCUGGGACACAUUGAGUGAAAAUUUUGGCUCCAAUUAUCGUUUCUCCGAAAAGAAAGAACAGAAUUUCUUCAGUGUCUUUGCCAUCUUCUUUCCCAGUGUAACUGGUAUUCAAGCAGGUGCAAACAUUUGUGGUGAUUUAAAAGACCCAGGUGGCGCCAUUCCCAAGGGUACCUUUUGGGCUCUAUUAAUUUCUAUGAUUUCAUAUGCGAUCUUUGUGCUAUUUGCCGGUGGAGCUGCGGUGCGCGAUGCUUCGGGUGAUAUCAGCGACUUGAUUAAUGGUACAAUUGUGAGCUCCGAACUGGCAUGUGCAGCAAACAAUACUUGUACAUAUGGUUUGGCAAACUCUUACUCGGUUAUGCAGUUGAUGUCCUUGUGGGGUCCAUUGAUCUAUGCUGGAUGUUUUGCGGCCACUUUGAGUACGGCUCUGACCAAUCUGCUGUCUGUGCCUCGUUUGGUUCAGGCAUUGGGCAUCGACCAAAUUUAUCCUGGCUUAAUUUUCUUCUCUAAACCCUAUGGCAAACAUGGUGAACCCUAUCGCGGCUAUGUCUUAACCUUCUUGAUCUCAGCUGGCUUCUUGCUAAUUGGAGAAUUGAAUGUAAUAGCACCCUUGAUUUCGACAUUUUAUUUGGCUUCUUAUGCCCUCAUCAAUUUCUGCACCUUCCAUGCGGCCUUUGUCAAACCCUUGGGCUGGAGACCCACAUUUAAGUAUUAUAAUGCAUGGCUUAGCUUGUUUGGUUUUGUACUUUGCAUUGGCAUUAUGUUUUUAAUUAACUACGUUGCAUCGCUGAUAACUCUGGUGAUAAUAUUCGCCUUAUAUCUAGUGGUGAUGUAUCGAAAACCUGAAGCCAACUGGGGUUCUUCAACACAAGCUCAACAAUACAAGGCUGCCGUUACUGCUGUAUACAGAUUACAAAAUGUCUCCGAACAUGUUAAAAAUUAUACACCCCAAGUAUUGGUAUUGUGUGGCGAUCCCAAGGACAGGCCACCACUAAUAGAUUUUGGCUAUAUCUUGACAAAGCAAAACUCUCUACUCUUUGUGGGAAAUGUAUCAACGACAAAUUUGGGUUAUAAGAAUCGUAAAGCAUUGAUCAAGGAUGGCCAGAAAUAUCUCAAUGCUCGUAAGAUUAAAGCUUUCUAUAAUAUAAUUGAUGGAUUUGAUAUGGAGGAGGGUGUAAAGGCUUUGAUGAAGUCUACAGGUUUUGGAAAAUUAACACCAAAUAUUGUUCUCAUGGGCUACAAGGCUAAUUGGGUGGAAUGCGGUAGAGAGGAGGUCCAGACAUACUUCAAUAUAUUAAACAUGUCCUUUUCAUUGCGAAUGGGAGUGGCAAUUUUACGCUUGCCAUCUGGCCUAGAUUUCUCAGAAUUAAACCCGGAAAUAACUGAUGGUGGUUCAAAUGGCUUGGGUCACAUUCAUACGGCCAAUGCUAAAGGCUUUAGCAAUUUACUAGUGCCACCCUCAACUGCUGCUUCCGAUCUAUUGCAUGUAGAUUCUAACUUGAACUUGGCUGGUAUGGACAGCACCUAUUCUUCGUUUACAAUACCACAAGAGGCACCAAUGCCUAACAUGAAUAGUACAAAGAAAUACAAUGUGAUUCAAGAUGAUAAUGUUAAAUAUUUGACAAGUGGUGGUUCGGAAGUUCCAAAGGAUGUAUUGGAUGCUUUGACAAUAUUUACACGUAAACAGCCAAAGAGUACCAUUGAUGUGUACUGGUUGUACGAUGAUGGAGGGUUGACCAUGCUCUUACCCCAUAUAAUAUCGAUGCGUUCAAACUGGUCGACAUGUAAACUGCGAGUUUUUGCUUUGAGUCAUGGCAAGGAUGAAGAAAUGGCAGAGAAAAAUAUGGCGAGUUUAUUGACCAAGUUCCGUAUAAAAUACUCCGAACUCAUAAUGCUAAAGGGUCUUACUGAUGCUCCAAAACCAGAAACCGUGCGCCAGCAUAAACAUUUCAUUGAUACCUAUUGUGCGUGUGCCAAACCCGAAGAUCCUGGUAUUACCAAUAAUGAAAUAGAAAAUAUGGCAGAGAAAACCAACAGGCAAUUGCGUGUGCAUGAAAUGGUAGUGGAACACUCAUCACAAGCUGGGCUAAUUGUUAUGUCCUUGCCCAUGCCUAGAAAGGAAGCCAUUUCUGCACCUCUGUACAUGUCUUGGCUGGAAAUGUUAUCGACGGAUGUCAAAUGUCCUGUUCUCAUGGCCAGAGGCAACCAAACGCCAGUAUUAACUUUCUACUCUUAAGCGAAACAUAAACCAAAUCAAAUUAUUACAAUCUAAAAAGACACACAUAGACAUAAUUUUAAAACAAUAAGAGUAUUAUUAAUUAGAUUCGAUUUUUGUUUUCUUCUUGUUUUCAAUAACAAGCUAGUUUUUUAGUUAAUAUGUUCUCUAAACAAAUACAAUGUUUAUUUAAAUUAA